Neoarthrinium moseri is the source of this 528-nucleotide messenger RNA. RefSeq lists its product as uncharacterized. Gene Ontology annotation, molecular function: carbon-sulfur lyase activity. Lineage: Eukaryota; Fungi; Ascomycota; Sordariomycetes; Amphisphaeriales; Apiosporaceae. The coding region runs from base 1 to 528 and encodes 175 amino acids. The transcript has 2 exons. The record is from RefSeq and is a predicted model, not a curated record.
AUGCCAACCGAAGCGGAUUUCGCCAAGCCGCGCUUCAUCACUGGUGGUUGUCUUUGCGGCUCCCUCAGAUACCGCAUCGACUUUCAUGAUAGCCAUGACUUCCUAGGGGCGUCUGGAACAUGCCAGUGCACACAGGACCGCAAGGCUACCGGCUCGCUGUGGCUGCAAUACCACAAGGUCACGCCGCCGUCGAAAUUUAAUUUCACGUCUCCUACGACGUCGCUGAAGCACUAUAAUGCCUCUCCGGGCGCUGCGCGUGGCUUCUGCGGCGAGUGUGGCAGUUUCCUGUGCUGGAAGCCGGUGGAGGGCACAGGUCGAGUCACGAUAUCCGUGGGCACGGUUGACUCGCUCUACUUGUUCGGUGAGGGCGCAGACGGCAAGGAAGUUCCAGAGGGAGGGUUCGGGUUCGCGCUGGCGAAUGGUGGCGGUGACCAUGAAUGGUGUGGGAACGAGAUUAAAAGUGUCACCGAAGGCCUCUCUAUUCUGGGACACGAGAGGGGAAAAAGAUGGGAUGGUGACCCUAAAUGA